Molecule: messenger RNA, 14305 nt
Organism: Podarcis lilfordi (Lilford's wall lizard)
Lineage: Eukaryota; Metazoa; Chordata; Lepidosauria; Squamata; Lacertidae
Source: the annotation of a GenBank genome assembly
AUCCCUCGCGAAGGCCCGUCGCGUUCGGAUUGGAGGGAGCUGGUGUCCCUCUUACUCGCGCGCGCACACAAGCGUUAGGUUCUUCGCUCGCCCCGCCCUUUGGUUUUACCUCAGUUUUCCCUCAGAGCCGAAGCGCCUCGAGGGGAGCGGAGAUACUUCGCUUCCUUGUCCAGUUUGCUUUCCUCGAACGCACAGUCGCCGCCGCCAUGCAGGAACUUAUCGCCAGCGUGGAUCACAUCAAGUUCGACCUGGAGAUCGCGGUGGAGCAGCAGCUCGGGGCGCAGCCGCUGCCCUUCCCGGGCAUGGACAGUACGCGAGGGGGCGGCGGAGGGAGGGAGGUCAGGGAGGGCCGCGCUGGAAGAGGCAGACCCAGACCCCACCCCCCAUCUGCUCUUCGCGGUGGAAUUGAAGAUGGGAGGGAGAGGGAAGCAGAGGCACAUUAUUAUUAUUAUUAUUAUUCCCAAUAUACUGAAUAGGGGCCUUCGAGGGAGGUGUUAACUUGCAGGACACGUCACGGAAGGGCGACAGAGCAAUCCUCGUGCUAUUCGGAUGUCGUAUAAUUUUUGCUGCUGCACCUAGGUUUUGAGGGGUUUCGUUUUGUUUUUUAAGCUUCUUUCAGAGUCUCAGUGGGAUUUAAGUGUUAUCUCAAUAAAUUGUAUCAGUUGUGUGGUUUAAAAAGUAAAGGUAAAGGUACCCCUGCCCGUACGCGCCAGUCGUGACCUCAUUUCGCUCAAGAGGCCGGGAGCCGGUGGUUGACAAUCCCACAAAAACACAUUUUGGAAUAACCCCCCUCCCCAGAAGAAACUUCUACUUUAAGGGGUAGGUCUUGUUGAAUUUGGCAGGGCUUAUUUUUGAGGAAGGCCGUGUAGGUUUGCCCUGUGAGUCACUGAAGAGAAGACGGAUGGAUUAAAAUAUGAAUCAAAUUUAUUUAAAAGGGGGGAAAUUGAACCUACUUAUAACCCUAAUGUAGCAAUAGCCCUGUUGGAGCAGGCGAAAGGUCCUGUGUAGUCUGGUUUCCUGCUUCCCAUAGCAGCCACCCAGAUUCCACUGGAAAACCCUCCAGUAGCGCAUGAAGGCAACAGCUUUCUCUUCCUAUUGUUCUGUAGAAAAGGACUCUGGGAUACGCUGACUCUUGAUUCCAGAGGUUCCAUGUAGCCAUCAUAACUAUGUGGCGGUACUCUCAAGACUGGCUUACUGCAGUGUAUUUUUGAUGGGUCUGUCCAGAAGCUCCAGCUGAUGCAGAAUAGAAUGGCCAGACAGCUGACAGGACUACCUGGCCAACAACAUGCAACAUCAUUAUUAAAAAAUCUGUGCUGGCUGCCCAUUUACUACUGAGCCAGGUUCAUUGUCCUUGUAUACAUUUACAAAGCCCUGAAGAACUGAGGUCCAGAGUGCCUUCAGGCCUGCCUGAGCACUUAUAUCCCAGCUCAUUCCUUCUGAUCAUCUGCAGGAGUGUUGUUAGCUGCCUGCCCUACCCUUGAGUUGGUGAGGCUCAUUUGACAUUGACACAAAUUAUGGUCUUUAGUGUCACUGGUCUUGUGCAAUACUCUGCCAGUAGAGCUUCAGCAGGUGCUUUCUGUUUCAACUUUUAAACAGCAGGUGAGAAUGUUCCACCAGGCUUACGUAGGCAAUUAAGAAUACAUAUUUCCUUAAUUAGUUGAUGAGUCUCUGAUUCUAAUUUUUGUGUGUUAUUAUGUAUAUAAAUUAUAUAAACCACUUUGCUAUUUUUAAUGCUAUAGCUGUAUAUAAAUCUUUUAAUCAAUAAAUAAAUGACUAGUUGCUGUUGAUAGUGCCCUCCAUCAAUCACACUUAUGUCAUACUUUGUGUUUUGCUCUGUACUUAAUAAAAGGAUGCAUUGUAUGGUUUUAAUUUUGGCCUGUUGACUGAUAAAUUGAUGAUGGUGGUAGACUAGUGAGUAAAAGCAAAGAUGCAGCUUUGUAGGAUUAAAACGAUAUUUGAGAAUAUCACUAAAGUGCAAAGGAAAUAUUUUUUAAAAGGAAAAAAGUGGAUCCAUAAAAUAGUAUAGUCAACAGCUGUAAAAUUUCCAUAAAACUGCACCAAAAAAUGCCUUCAAAAAUAAUAACUUAUUUACUUGCCCCCAAAGCCGCAGUAGGAAGCCUAAUAAUAACGGCUAGCAUUUAUAUAACACUUUAGAGAAUUCAAAACAGGCAAGCUUUGGGUGAACAAAAUUCUCUUCAUGGUGCAUGUGGGCUUUCAAGUUAUCUGAAACAUUCUCAGGCUAAGGGAAGAAAUGCUAGGAAAACCUUUUCUGGAUUUCUACUUGUUACAUAGCUAUGAGAGGCUCAGGAACGCUGUGUAUGUUGCCCCAGCAGUUCCUCUCAGUGCUGUGACAGUCUGAAUAUGGAUUUUUAAAAAAGAAUAUGAAAUGUGUGCUCAGCCAUAAAUUUAUUAGAUGAUACUGGGUAAAUUUCCAUCUGAAGACUUGAGUGAUUAAUUUGUAUAGUGGUCUUCAUUUUUAUGAUGUAAUAACGCAGCUGUUGAAACUGCAGAGGUGUGGGAUAUAGGGAGCUUCAUUGUGAAUCUCUUUUUCCACAGAAUCGGGUGCAGCUGUCUGUGACUUUUUUUUAAAAGCGGCCUGUGGAAAAGGUAAGCCACACCUGCAAAUUGCUGUGCUAGAAAAAGAUGAAGCAAAGCCAAUUAAUAAACUACAGUCCUUUAUUGUGAAUCAGUAAAAAGGGUAAAGGUAAAGGUACCCCUGCCCGUACGGGCCAGUCGUGUCUGACUCUAGGGUUGCACGCUCAUCUCGCUCAAGAGGCCGUGAGCCGGCGCCGUCCGAAGACACUUCCAGGUCACGUGGCCAGCGUGACGAAGCUGCAGCUGGCGAGCCAGCACCAGCGCAGCACACGGAAACGCCGUUUACCUUCCCGCUAUAAAGUGGUACCUAUUUAUCUACUUGCACUUAAGGGUGCUUUCGAACUGCUAGGUGGGCAGGAGCUGGGACCGAAUGACGGGAGCUCACUCCGCCGCGGGGAUUCGAACCGCCGACCAUACUAUCAGCAAGUCCUAGGCACUGAGGUUUUACCCACAGCGCCACCCGCGCCCCACUUGUGAAUCAGUAGUUAGUCUUUAUUGUUUAUAUACUGCAUCAGUGUACGUAGCACUUGACAGAGAAACAAGGAAGUCUUGUUAGGUAUGUGGACAUAAGAUGUACAAAACUUUGUAGAACUAAAGGGCCUCCAAGCAGACUAUCAGUCCCUGGUACAACAAAACCACUUUUUUGACCCCAUUGACUUACAAACUGAGGUGUCCGAAUAAAAGUAAUACAUUAGGAUCUCGUGGUUUCCAAGCUCCUAUGAUUUUUUGAGAAGACAUGAUUUUCUAGUCAUGGUCCCUCCUUUCAUUUUGACAUCUCUUGGUCAUCCUAUCUGCCUAGAAGACUCUAUGAGGGGAGAAGUUGUUUCUACCAUGUUAGUUCUGCAUAAACAAAUAUGCUCUGUGAGCCAAACAUGUUUCUUUGACCUAAAGGAAAAUUGUAAGACCUGCCUUGAUGCUUUCUACCCAUAAUUCAGAUGGGGUGUGUGUUAAAGAGCAUUUCUUUUAUCUCUUGUUUUCCGCACAAUAGGAGGAAUGUGUCCCUUCCGGCACAUCAGUGGCGAAAAGACAGUGGUUUGCAAACACUGGCUACGAGGGCUGUGCAAGAAGGGUGACCAGUGUGAAUUCUUGCAUGAAUAUGACAUGACUAAGAUGCCAGAGUGUUAUUUUUACUCAAAAUAUGGUAAGAGGAAAUAUGGUAUCUGCGUGAGCUUUACUGGUACUGUGAAGGCUUGCCUUGUACAGAGGAAGUCACUCAAUACAAAUAGACAUUUAUGAAGCACUUUAAAAUGUUGAGGGUACUUCACAUAUAUUGUCUCAGCAAUCCUUACAAUAGCUUCAUAAAUUAAGGUCGGUACUGUAUUACAAUUCCACAAGGAGAUGCUUGCCUAACACCACCCACUGAUGACAGAAAUUUGCAACUUUGUGAUGUAUAAAUUUUGAUAUAAGAUUCUUGAUACAGAUUUUGCUGUAGCUGUUUCAUGUAUUUAUCCAAUAGCACUUAUUCUCUAUAUAGAAUGUACCAAUGAAUAAUUCGAUUCUGGUGUUCCUGCAUUGUAUAACUCUCAUGCGUAUCUCCCACAUUGUGUAAACCACUGAAUCACUGCAUUCCAUGCUUAUCUGACCCUGGAGUAUUUUUUUGUAGCUAGUCAGAAUGUUUUGCUAGGACAGUUUUAAGUUAGCACUGGAGUGUUAAACUAGCAUCUCCUUGAAGCUUUCCUAGGACAUAUGGGAAUGGAAUGUCAUAGUUCCUUUCUGAAGGCCUGGUUGUCAAGGCAACUGUGCAAUAAGUGCAAAAGCUGAAUGAAGGGAAGUUGCUAACACAGUGGAGCCUGACAUUUUACAUCCUUUUAUGUUUGCUUGAUGUUUUAUGAUGUAUGGCUAUGUGUGUAGAACUCUAUAAAAGCUUUGCUCUACUGUUCAAUCAGAGCAAUCUUUCUAACUGGCAGUUCAUUGCUAACCAAUGGUUAGUGGGCCUGUCAAUAGCUUUUCUAUUGUUUUUUAUUUAAAGGUUAGUUCCCUCACCUGGGCAAGAACCAGUGGUUUAGAAGUAAAUUCUUACUACGUUUGUAAUUCCAUAUUUUGGUUGCUAUACUGUACUGUCCUAGGUCUCCAUAGACACAUCAGCCUUGAGUUGUAGUUUGGGUCACGUGAAAUCAUACUGCUUCACACAUUUUGGGGCCGUGUAUUAGGAUUGGCAGUAACACAAGGGAACGAGAUAAGUUACCUUGCAGUUCUCGCCAAUAGGAGCUGGUUUUUGAGCUAAACUUAUUUGCAGUGAACAUUAAAUUCUGUAUUUUGUUAUGCUGCCUUCUCUUCCCAAGUGUUUAUAGGACAAAAUAAUCAAAUAUGUGUAUAACCCUUGAGCGCGGGCAUAUGGUCAUACAUUGAGUAGUUCUGUUUGAAAAUUUGCACUUUUAGUUGUUAUCAUUGUUUCAUGAUGUUCUGUGCUGUCCAUAACGUACUGUGAAUUCCAUAAUUUUUAUAUGCCUUGUUAGUUUUGGGUUGCACUUGAAGUGAAUAAAUGAUCUAAGUGACACCAACUUCGUGGAGAUUUAGUAAAGGUAAAGGGACCCCUGACCAUUAGGUCCAGUCGUGACCAACUCUGGGGUUGCAGCGCUCAUCUUGCUUUAUUGGCCGAGGGAGCCGGCAUACAGCUUCCGGGUCAUGUGGCCAGCAUGACUAAGCCGCUUCUGGCGAACCAGAGCAGCGCACGGAAACGCCGUUUACCUUCCCACCUAUUUAUCUACUUGCACUUUGACGUGCUUUCGAACUGCUAGGUUGGCAGGAGGUGAUUUAGUAUAACAUAAGUAAAAACCUUAAAUUGUCUUCAUCCUGAAUAUGACUCUUUAUGCUUAACUUUUUAGAAUCUUUAUUUAUCUGGCUAGAGGUUUACACUACCAGAAGAAAGCCAAGAUUCUAGAAAGCCAAGAUUCUUGUGAAUAGCAAAAGAUAUGCAUUCAAGUUUUUCCUGAUGCUGUAUCAUUGUUCUGGGAAAACUGUUUGAUCCUGAUGCUGAUGCACAAUGCUCUUUCUCUCUUGGUUGGUCCAGUAAAGUGAGUGUUUGUCUACUGCAGGGGAAUGCAGCAACAAGGAAUGCCCAUUCUUGCACAUUGACCCAGAAUCUAAGAUCAAAGAUUGCCCUUGGUAUGACAGAGGUUUUUGUAAACACGGUAUGUAUACCUCAUAUUUCUGCUGAUGGCUGUGUAGCUUGCUAGCCUGCAUCUGUGUUGACUUCCAACAUAUAUUUGCUUUGCAACCAUAAUGUGAAGCUGCAACACUUUGCACCUUGGGAGAGUCCCAUCCCUGAUGUCUGGCAUAAGAGUUUGCUGCUUACAAAUUUGUCUUCGUUUCUGGGAAAUUUCUAUUUGUGGUAGUGAAAAAGUCUCUGAAAAUGCACAAUCCUUGCAGCUUGAACUGUCAGAAAUCACAGGUAGCCUUGGUUGGCUCAGCUUUGUGUGCAUACAGCAAGCCUUGUGUAUCCUGAAUGUUUCCUGUGUUUGCAUAUAACAGAUAUAAUGAUAAAAAUCUUUCAUUGCAGGCCCCCUCUGUAGGCACAGACAUACCCGACGUGUUAUAUGUGUGAAUUAUCUGGUAGGCUUCUGUCCAGAGGGCCCCACUUGCAAAUUCAUGCAGUGAGUAUGCUCCAGGAUUAUUUCCGCUGUUUUAUGUUUCCCCUUCAACCUUACACAUCAUAACUUUGAAAGUUGCAAGUGACAAGUGUCACAGGCUCAUCCACCAUGCCCUCUGCCAUUCAAAUGUAUCCUGGAAAUCUUUUAGGCUGGUUCCAUAGUCAGAAUAUUCCUCAAAUGAGUGAUGAGAAAGUGCUGGACUCUUCUUUUUUGGGCUGAAGAAAACAUUUUAAACCCAUUUCUGAAUAAGCUCCAUAGUAGUAAGAGAGAAACACAUGGGAGAUUUAGAAGCCAGAAAGUUAGGAAAGGUUGAGGAAAGAAAGUUCUGCACAGCCCCAUCAAUGCCCUGCUUUCUGGAGCUAAGAUACGAUCCAUAUGGGAAGGGCCUCUUGUACACUUGAAGGUCUCAAAGCUUGGCCCUGCCUUCUGGAACAGCUGGGAGGAGAGCCAGUGAAGGAUGAGGCCCUCCUUCACUGUCAGAAAACACAUGGAAGUGAAAUGGUAUUGGAAAAUGAUUAUUGCAUUUCACAAAUAUAUUUCUUAACCUACUGAGGCUUGUGGCUUCCCAAUAAGGCAGGCUUGCACAGAGUUCAGGUUUUGCUCAGGGUGUUUUGCUAUCAUACUUGAAAAUGGGAAGAUAUUGUCAGGUUGACAGUAUCCCAGAGUUUUGACUUUCCCUAGCAGCAUGGGGUAUGGCUUGUUCCCAAAAGUUGUCUCAAGGUGUUAGCCCUGUAAGCAUCUCUCAAUUUGGCUGGAGGAGAAAGUACCUCAUGCUUCUUUAGCCUUGAGGGUGGGCUCUUCCUCAAGCUGUUCUGGUUGUUGGUUACUAGCCUCUGAAUGGUUUGGUUGGGGAGAAUCUGUUUCUCCUUCCUGUACUAGUGCUGUAUGUAGAAAAUACUUUCUCAUUGCUGUAGUCUCUGUAUCCAAGCAGCAAAAUGUAACAUGGAGAGGAAUUAUUUUCUGUUGCUCAGGACAGGUAUGAACUCUGAAGCUGUAAGGGGGAGGUGUCAGUGGUUUGAGGGUCAAUUUGAUCUUUGUAUGUUUCCUUAUGUACACUUUCUUUUUAAAUUAGCCCUCGAUUUGAACUUCCCAUGGGAACCACAGAGCAACCACCGCUGCCUCCACCAACACAGCCACAACAAAAGGUAUGCAGUACCCCAGUUACAUCUACAGACUUCUGCAGCAUCUUCUGAAUGCCAGAGAGUUAAGGUUGUUGAAAUAGUUGAACACCAAACAUACAGUUUAUAUCCAUCAGAGAAUAGAAAUCACAAAGCACCAGUGUGAAAUCACUGUGAGGAACUUUUUUUAUUUGAAGGGUAUAUAUUUUUAUACACACCAUUGGUGUUCCAUUCUCUAGUCAGGUACUGUGGGAAUUUCUUGCCAUCUGAAGGUUGGAUGUUACAUACAGUGGUGCCCCGCAAGACGAAUGCCUCGCAAGACGGAAAAACCGCUAGACGAAAGGGUUUUCCGUUUUGAAGUUGCUUCGCAGGACGAAUUCCCCUAUGGGCUUGCUUCGCAAGACGAAAAUAUCUUGCGAGUCUUGAGAUUUUUUUUUCGCUUCCCCCCCCCUUUAUCUAAUCUGCUAAGCCUUUAAUAGCCUUUAAUAGCCUUUUAGCAGCUAAUCCCCGAAGCCUUUAAUAGCCGCUAAACCGCUAAUAGCGCUAAUAGCGCUAAUCCGUCAAUGGGCUUGCUUCGCAAGACGAAAAAACCGCUAGACGAAGACUCUCGCGGAACGGAUUAAUUUCGUCUUGCGAGGCACCACUGUACUGCAUUUGUAGAAGCCUUGGCAAAAAGUAACAUUCUUGGGGGUAGUUGCAUUUCAGUCAAGGUUCAGGGCUAUGGUACUUUUUUCUGAAUUGAUCAAUGUGUGGGCUGCUUUUCCCCCUCUCAGCAAAAUAACAAUCCACCACUACAGAGGUCAUCAUCCCUCAUCCAAUUAACGAGUCAGAACUCUUCUCCCAACCAACAGAGGACCCCACAGGUCAUUGGAGUUAUGCAGUCUCAAAACAACAGCAUGGGGAAUAGGGGUCCUCGGCCAUUGGAACAGGUCACCUGUUAUAAGGUAAGCUGAAGCCUACAGGUUGUAAGGGAAAGGAUUGUCUAGGAAAUCUUAAAACUCUGCACCCCAAAUCCUGAGUUUUGAAAGUGAAAUAAACAUAGUUGCAUUUUAUUUUCAUACAUCCAAGCGGAGAGUGUUGUUUCAGCUAACUUUGAAAAAUAGUGGGAUUUAGGGACUUGCACUACUUUGCAUUAUUACAUAUAAGCACCUAAAACCUCCAAGCACUCUACUGUAAUUUUUAAGACGACAGUCCUUUAAUUGCAGGGAUAAUCUAAAAAGGAAUAUGUAAGAGUAUGAAGCAGCAAAGCAAGGGAUAGGUAUCGAAUAAGGAAACUCAUCUCUGUCUUGGGUACCUGCUUACACCUUUGUGAAAACACCUGUUAAUAUCGCUACACCUCUGGAAGUUGUUGCAAUGGAAGGCAACAAAGUUGAAUUCCAUAGUUCUCGAGUAAAAAACUUACCCAGAUACAAUUAUCUGUCUCCCAAAGUGUGUGUGACAGGAUGGGUAAAGAAUUCCCCUCUAUCUAUAUCAGCAAUGACAAAUCUCUGGCUGAUGGUCCUGAUUUGCCCUGCCAGGCUGAUUGGACCAAGGCAUGCCCACUUGUCACCUGAUGUGGCUUUGAACAGUACCAAAUUCAAGCUGAGGUUGCAAAUGAACAUUACUUACAGCCAUAGAUUAAAUUUAGUGCUGUUUAACAUUUGGCAUCUUACUCUGUUGUCACUGCUUUCAACAGGGAUACCAACCACUUCCAAAAGCAGCACCACAGGGAAAGGCACCAAUUCAAAGUUUCAGUCAUAUAUAAACUAUUGACUUCCAACCUUGGGAGUACUUUAGGAAGAAAGAUAGGUUUCAUGCUUAUCAUUUGCAUUCAUGCUAAUGUUUUUAUUCAAAGCUUUUAACUUCCUGCAUUUUAAUAGCUUCAUUUUUUUUGGUCUUCUCUCCAGUGUGGUGAAAAAGGACAUUAUGCCAACAGAUGCACCAAAGGACAUUUGGCAUUCCUUAGCGGACAGUGAGCCAGCAGCACCUUUUUAAAUAUGAGGGCCGAGUUUUGCCUGAAACAACAUUGAACUUGUUGAGCCAUCUUUUUCCCCCAGUGACUAAAUGAAAAGGACAGCCUACUGAGGACUACUUACCCACAACCUCUUUUUUUGUAUUUCAUUUGUUUUACGUCUUAGAACAUAAGUGGUGCCUGCCUUUAUUCAGACUGCCCAGCUGGGAAGCAGGCUGAAGAAAAGCUUAAUACACAAGCCUUCUUCCGAAAUAGAAUAUUUGGAAUAGGCACUCCUUGUUCCAGUAUCCUUGGCUUGGAAGUCUUUCAUUUUUUCAGCAGUCCUUGGCUAUGGGUGGAAGGUGGGAAUUAGCUCAUGAGAUGUCAUGAGUUGCACAGCUUUGCUGUGUUCUGCACAUGCUUAAAAUCUACACUGAUGCCUUCCUUGUAAAGUGUUUGGUCCAAGGGUUAUUGGUAUGUCAUGGGGAGGGGGAAGGAGUUGGCAUUAUGCUGAAGUCCAGUAGAAUGUCCUUGCCUCUCUAGCCAAGAUGAAGUCACAAAGCUACACAGCUCAUGUCCCUUUAACUGAUUAGUCAGAGUUGAAAAGCAAAGUUUAUUAUGCAUUCAUAGUUGGAAGUAGAGGGACACGUGUGUGUUUAAACUCAUGUUACAUGAAGAUUAUAUGUACCUUUUCAGAAGCACCUUUCCACAAUCCUACAACAGAACUAUACUUGAUUUUUGAUGGUAGAAUCUGCACUUUCUGAAAUUUGUCAUACAAUUCUGGCACAUUAUCAAGAGUUGCCCAAACUAUCUUUAAGUAUUUAUUUCCUAUUUUAAAGGGAAAUACUUUGAUAUUAAUUUAUGAAGUGUGACUUUGGGGAACAGAAAAGGAGCACAUGCUUGGGAAGAACUAACUGAGGUCCUGCAUCACAACAUAAAUCAGGAUAUUUAAUUGAUUUUUAAAAACUACCAAGUGCAUAAGGUUAUCUUGUAGACUGAGCAGUUAUAUAGCAGGAACAGUGGUUUCAAUUUUACUAAGGAGUUACUAAGGAAUCUUCCUGCUGCAAAACAAGAGCAUUAAAUGUCCCUUAUUAGAGAAACCAAAGGAAAGAAGCUAUACUAUUUCACUUUGGUUUUGUUGCUAGGGCCAGACUGAGCCUACCUCUAAAAUGCACACAGCUUCAGUCACCUGAACUAAAUUACUCUGCAGACUUGAGUAAGUUCCAAGGAUGUCAUAUAGUCUCUAGAUUUUGUUAAUAGCACUGACUAUGUCUAAUGCUCUUUACUCCUUCUCCUUACAACUUCAGGCAAUUAUUCACUCAUGGGCUGUGGUUACCAAUCCCUUCAAGCACCAACUUAAUGUAAACCCCCCGUGCCCGCUGUGGGAUCAGUUGGUUUGUUACUUUGCAGUGAUCAAAUUAGUUCCAUCAGUCACAAGGAAAGUAGAUAUUUUAUUAUUGGUCACAGAAUACACUUUUGAGUCUAGAAGGUAAGAGCCAAUCUGCAUUCAGUUGAAGCAAACUCACUACGAGUCGCAGUAUGGCAGCUUGUAUUCUUCUGGUCCAUCAAGCUUCAGUGAUACUUCCUCCAGCGAUCAUGCUCUGAAUAGCCAAAACAAACAGUUGCAGUCUUUUGGAUAUUAGUAUAUGGAAGUGCAUCUUCAUUUAAAAGGUUUGUCCCAUAUUUCCAUGUGUGUUCAAAACAGCUUCUAAUUACCAUGACAAAGCUAAACAAUGACAUACUGUAUACGAUCAUUAACCAAAUACCUGGGGGAAAUGGGUUUUACCUAACGCCUGACAGCAACAUGGCAUCCAAUUAAACAUUCAGGUUCCCAACAGUAAGCAGCUAUAUGUAUCUGGGAAAUUUACAAAUUUCCCAUGAACACAACCUCCCCAUUUCUCCAGGACAAGUACUAAGAGCUAUACUUUGGCCAUGUAAGUUCAAUUUAGGUAUCCCAAGAAACUUUAGUAGUUCCAAAAGGAAGAGAGAGAGUGCAACUGAUGCAAUCCACCAUAGGUCGGGGCAUGAAGCACAAGCAGAAAAUCAACAGCACACAUGCCUUUCCCUAAAAGCAUUAAGAAUUCUCCUCUCAGAGGACUUACAGUACAAUCGCAUCUUACGCAGGGAAGGUACAUAUACGCAAAAACUGCUAUACUUGAACCACCCAUUAGUGUCCUUACAUUUCCAGAGCCAGAGCACUGAGUGGGCCUUGUCCCCCAAGCAAGGCCAUCACAUCAUGUUGGCUCUGGAAGCCUAAGGGUGGUCAUGCAAGUUCUUGUGGGAACCUGGGAUGGCCCCACAGUAUCUUGCAAGAGCACCCCAGAGCCUGCCUGCUGAGCAGGGCUUGCCCAGUAAGCAAGGGAGGGAGGUUAAAAGAUCUCUGCUUUGUAUGCAUUUAUCAUGUAAAGUUGAAAUCGUGCAAGAUAAAUGUGCGAAAGAUGCAACUGUACUGUAUUUACUGCUGCUUUUUAGGUAUACAGAAUGAAAGUUUUACUCACUUAUAUGGUCGAAGCUCCACAUGUAGCUGAGAACCACAUAGGCAGUUAGCAUCAUGGCGACGCCACCAAUGCCUGGUUUCUUCACAUCAAUGUACUUUUUGACAAAUCUGUCAUAGCCUAGUGAAAAAGGAGCGUAGUCUUAGCCAUACAGAUAGCAGAGGAACACCUAGUAGUGAUAAGUGACAGCUACACUAAAAAGCUAACAGAAUAAGGAAAUGAAGUCUUCAGCCCAAGAUCACUACUUUUGCAGCCUGUUGUUUAGUUCCAUUGAACUCAGUGGCCUCAAUGAGACCUACCUUUCUAGCUAGUGUACUUUGGCUUAUAGCCCAAGUAGGAAAUUUAUCAAAAAUCAGGAUUUUACAACAAGGCUGUACCAUUUAGUUUAUCUAAACACUUUAAAAUGGCUACAUUAAGACAUAAGCUUAAGAACAAAGGGAAAGGGACUGGGAACUCAGGUUAAAGCUGCAGCUCUAGAAGAACAAAUGUUUUGCAAAAGGCCUUGCGUUCAAUUCCUUCCUGUCCAAGUAACUGGACUCGGAAAUAAAAACCUGCUUGAGAUGUUGCAGAACUACUGCCCGCUCUACAUGGGGUAACAGCCCUCUGGUUUUUUAUCCAUAAGCAGCCACUGCCUCUGUAUGUUUUUAUGCUGCUCCUGUUGAUUUUGCAGUUUUUAGUAUAUGCUUGUUUUAAACUGAAGGCUGGUGUACAAGUCCUUUAAAUAAGUAGGAACGAAGGCCAGAAACUGCCUGUUCAGGGUUGUAGUUCUGUGUGCAUUUAUUUGAGUGUGCCAAUGAGCACAGUGGAAGUUAGUCAAGAGUAGAAAUGCAAAGGAUCUGGCUGCAAGACUGAGGAGACUUGUGGCUCAAUCCUAUGUCUUUUUACUCUUAUGCUACCAAAUUCAAUAGAAAUAUACUCCCAAGUAUGUAUUUGGAUCACACUGUGAAUGCAUCAAGUGGGAUUAAAAAUCUGAAGGUGGAUCACAACUAGAUUUUCAAACCCCAUCAAGCCUUUAUUAUGUUGGCAAAUUAAGAGUAUUUCAAUGGAAAGUGUGAUCUGUUGUACACUGAAUCCUGCCAGUGUUUCUCAGGUAUAACAGUAUUGGCAUAAACCUAAUAGGAGACUUCUGAAACCCUGGUUAUCUGCACACAAAAUGUUGGCGUUGAACAGAUUAAAUAUUCAGCAAGACAAUCACAUGCAUACAAUUCCUGCCACAAACAUAUGCUCCACAUCAGAUGUUUCCCAGACACUCACCUCCUCGGAUACUCGUAACAAACCCAGCUGGGGUGUAAUCUCGAGUUGCUAACCAGUUUGGCAACUGCCCCACUUUUACAUCCAGCAGCCUCAUAUCUUUUACUGGAACUAAGAGGAAAAAAAGAAUGUGAGGGUGGGUAUCUGCUAUGACUUACCCACCCCUAUGCCAAGGAGGAGGAACAAGUGGUAACAUAAGGUUCUCCCCCACACCUCCCCUCGGAGGCGACCACAGACUUCCGACAUCUUCAAAAGAUGAAUAGGCAAAUUCAUGGAGAAGAAAGCUAUUGGUGGCUUUUAGCCAUCACAGCUAUGGCACAGCCUCUUCAGUUGGAGGCUAUAAAUACUUCCCAAUACCAGUUACUGGAAACUGCAGGAAGGGAGAGUUGUUCCUGUGCUCAGGUCCUGCUUGCAGGUUCCCCAAUAGAGGCAUCUGGUUGGCCACUGUGAGAACAGGAUGCUGGCAUAGGUGGGCCAUGAUCCGUUAGAUCAGAUAUGUCCAACCGGUCGACCGUGAUCUACAGGACCUAUUUCCGUGGGCGUCGGGUUGACAUUUAUUUUCUCCCCGCCGGUGGGGUAGGGGAAGAAGGUGGGCGGCCGAUAGGUGGCUUUAUUGCUGUGUGUGAUUGUCAGCGAUUUCUUGUAACCCUCCUUUAAAAAAAAGGUCAACUCCAACCCCCCCCCCCAAAUCGACAUCUCUGGGCAACCCUCUCCCUAAAAAGCUCAGCAACUCUUUCCACCCACCCCACGCAUGCUCCCCCUCCCUCCAAUGGGUUGUAUACUCCCAGUAUUAAAAAACUGCCCCUUUUUAAAUACUGGGAGUAGAUCGCAGUCUCUUGGGAGUUGAACGUGCCUGCACUAGGUUAUUCUUAUGGGGUGGGGGGCAGGGGCGUUCGAAGCUUUGUCUGCCGAACUUCUGCCUGACACUGACACACAAGUGCAAAGGAGAGCUGUUGGGGGGCAACAAAGAGAAACAGUGGUCUCAAGGGCGAACCCCAGCAAUGAAGAGCAGCGGCCUGGCGCUUCUACCCAGGGCUACAUUGAGAAGGGCGUCUCUUUCUCAGAAGGCGCUUCUUUCUCCUUCCACAGAACAGCGGGGCGCUUCUUCUCCGGGAAAUGGGAGUAAAUUAAUCCCAGCACCGCCCUAGCCCUGACAGGAGCCGGGUCACCUUGGCGUCUCCCUCCCUCCAAAAGCGCUUACCGGGUCGGUCCGCCAUCUUGAAGCCGCUGCAGCGCCUCCCUGCUCCUCCGCUCGCAAGGGAUGCCGGGAGAAGGUUGCUCGCGCAGAGGCUCGUGGGAAAAGAAGGUCGCCCUCUCCUUGGGCGG